UCUCAUUUUUUGAUGUUAAUGUUGCUUGUUAGCCUUUUUUGUUUACAGUUUUUAUUAUUUGUUGAUGGUGAGCUAGAUUACCGGUUUUGGUCGCUAUUUUUUUGUUUUUGUGGUUUUUAGAAAAAGCACCGUACAGUCGAAAAAUCUUGACUUUAAGUUUGAUGCCAAGAAUGGUCUAACUCAUAUUUAUUUGGUUUUGCACUCUUUUGCUUCAUCUUCAUAUGGUAUCGUUGAUGAUUCCCAAUUUUUCACUGUUGGCAUGUGGUAACAUUCUUGAUUGGAUCUUCAAGCUUAUAUAAUCUUUUCUUUUAAAUCUAUUGUUUAUAUCUGUUGAACUUCCAUGUCUUGGAAUAUGGUGUGGUAUCUGUAGCUUAAUUAGUGUUGACUUAUUCUGGAUAUCGUUUUAUCUUUGACUGUCAAAAAUAUUUUUAAAUCAAAUUCAUCAUUAUGGCCGAUCUUUCGAAGAUGGAAUCUAUUAUUGAUGCUUACCGUCUAGUUUGUGAUGAAGAACGUUCCCUUGAAGCAGACAUAAAGAAAAUGCUAGAAAAUGAUGUCAAAUUUACUGAAGAGAUGAAAAAUAUCUGUAGAAGGAUGCCCAAUUUUCAAAUGUUACCCAGUGAUGCCAAACAACUGUCAAACAACAUUCAUUUUACCUCUAAUCGGGCUUCUGAUGUAAGCUUUAAAAUCAAACAAUUGGAUUCUGUUAAAACCAGAGUAAGCCAGUGUUUGCAACGAGUUGGUGAUAUUUUAGAUUUGAAGUAUUGUACUCAAAAUAUUGAGGAAGCCUUAAAUAAUGAAGAUUACGAAGUAGCUGCUGCAAAUAUUCACAGGUUUUUAUCCAUUGAUGAAUCGGCUAUUCGCAACUCAGCUAAUGGUGCUAUAAAUGGUCAAGUUCUUGGAGGGUCUUCAUUGGAAGAGGCAUUUAUAAAGCUUCAUGAAGCCGAAGAUAAAUUGAAAACAUUAGUUAUGCGUAAAUUUGACGAAGCAGUUGUAGAAAAAGAUGUGGCAAGUGUUGAACGUUUCUUCAAAAUUUUCCCACUGCUUAAACAGAAAGAUGAUGGCUUAAGGAAAUUUUCUAACUAUCUAUGUCAACAAUUGAGUCAACCUAACGCAACUGAGUCAAAGUCAGCUGGUCUGAGCGAAGUUAGUGAUCAUAUUGGACAACUCACCAAUCUCUUUGAAAGUAUUGCUAAGAUGAUUGACGUCCAUACUCCUCUUUUUGAGACUUAUUACGGACCUGGUAACAUAAUCUAUUGUGUUGAAGUGUUACAAAGAGAAUGUGAUCGUCAAACUAAGAAAAUUUUGGAAGAUUUUGUGGCUAAAAAAAAUCUAUCCGGUGUUGUAUCUUCAGUUCAGAAAUCAAGUAAAUCCACUGCAACUGCCAAUUCUAUUAACAAAGUUGACCCAAGGGAAAUUGUUGGUCUUUUAAAUGAUCUAAUGAAGAUUAAUUCUAGAAGUGAAACAUAUUUCAAGUUUAUCAGAGAAAGGACCAAAAAAGACAUUGACUCUUCCAUUAAUGAAGACGAUGAUAACCUAUCUGUUGAAGAAAAACUGAAAAAGGUUGAUAGUCUAAUCCGUAAUUGUACUCUAAGCCACAUGAUACAAGAACUUAAUGGAGCUUAUGUUUUACUUGAAGAAUAUUUUGCUCGUGAAUCGUGUCUUAAAGCAAUCCAAGGAGAUGAUAUCGAAACAAGUGCAACUCCAACCUUAACUCCAGGAUCUUUAACAUCAAGCAUGCUAGAUGAUGUAUUUUUCAUCGUUAAACAAUCAAUAACACGAGCAUUAACUAGUGGUAAUCUUGACGUUCUUUGUGCAACCAUCAAUCAUACAGUUAAUAUUCUGGAAUCAGCAUUUUGUGAUUCACUCUCUGAAAGAGUUAAGCAUGGAUUCCCUAAUAUUGGAUCGAUUAGUGGAGCUCUUGGUUCACUUGAUUUAAGUCAAGCUUAUAACGCAUUGCAAACUGGUCGUUAUCUUCAAACAUAUGGGGACAUAGAAAAGGCCAAAAUUGUCUUUUUAUGUUCAUUAAAUAAUUUGGACACGGCAUGUGACUAUAUCAAAAGUUUAAAAACAACGAUUAAAGAUCAAGUGGUGAAAUCAUCAAUUAUUGUAGAGAAACCUGUUCAAAAGGAUAAACUUGAAAGUUGUUUAAAUGAUUUAUUUGGCCUUAUCGCCAGAUUUCAAUCGCUCAUUAAUUCUGGCUGUCAGCAAAUUUUUGCCAGUCUGAUCAAGGGUAGAAUCAAAUCAUGGCUUGAUUCAUUUAGUAGUGAGUCACAGCUACUAUCAGAGGAUGAUGUGAUGAAAUAUGAAAUUACUGAUGGGCUAAGACCUUACACGCAAACCUUAAUGAUUAAUUUGGACUCUAUUCUCAAAAGCAUGAAAACAAUGCUUACAAGCAAUAAUUAUAAAAAUCUUAUUAAUAUAACAUCAACUGAGUUAUCACAAAGGCUUGAGACAGUAGUUCUCAAAUGCUCUUUUAAUAAGCUCGGUGGAUAUCAAUUGGAUCGGGAAAUUAGAGCAAUAAUCAACUAUAUAUCAUCUGUCACCAAUUGGCCUAUCCGAGAUAAAUUUUCACGCCUUAAGCAGAUUGCAAUUGUUUUAAAUUUUGAAUCAAUUACUGAUGUUCUUGAUUAUUUCAAUUUAAAUGCCGAUGGUUCGCGAAACAAUUCCUCACCAAGUAAUAUGGUUACUUUAUGGUUAACACCCAAUGAAGUACGGCAAAUUUUAAAACUGCGAGUCGAUUUUGCAUCAGAAGACAUUCGUAAAAUUAAAUUGUAAUUUAAAUGAAACCAAUAUAGAUUUGUGUAAAAAUUUUGGAUCGAUUUUUCUAAAAAAUUUAAUAACCUUUUUGGAUAACUUUAUUGUCAUAAAAUCGAGGUUUCAAUUUGUUCAAAUAUUCUCGUUUGUUUUGAAUUCUUUUUGUUUGUAUUGAUUUUGAUUGGUUUUUUUAGUUGAAAUAGUUUAAUGGGAUCGAUCCCAAUCACGGUUCAAUAAAAUUUCAAUAUUUAU
Molecule: messenger RNA, 3006 nt
Organism: Tetranychus urticae (two-spotted spider mite)
Lineage: Eukaryota; Metazoa; Arthropoda; Arachnida; Trombidiformes; Tetranychidae
Gene: Cog4
Product: conserved oligomeric Golgi complex subunit 4
Biological process (GO): retrograde vesicle-mediated transport, Golgi to endoplasmic reticulum; Golgi organization
Cellular component (GO): COG complex
Source: RefSeq, a predicted model, not a curated record